AUGCUUCCUUGCGCCACCCUUGGCCCGCUUGCCUCUGCGCCUGCCACCGCCUUCCCCGCAAGCAUCUGCGCCGGCACUCUCCGCGCCGACAGCCGCCGCGGGGGCAGCGCAAACUCCGCAGGUUGUGAAAAGUCAACGGCUUUCCCUUCCCCCCGGCCUCCGCUUGCGCGGGGGUUGUGCGGAUGGGACCACCAGCGGAAGCGGAGCCUGGGGGGCGGUCAGGGAGGGCGCGCGGGGCGGGUGCUGGUGCGCGCGCAGGGUUCGCCGGGGAACGAAGGGGAGAAUAGCGACGAGGAAUCUUUCGCUGACGUGGAAAAGCAACUGAUGGACUACUUCACGUUCAAGGCAGUCAAGACGGUGCUGCAGCAGCUGCUAGAGAUGAACCCCAGCCAGUACAGCUUCCUCUACGAAUUCACAGUGAACAACGGGGUUGCUGACGGGUCAACCUACAUUCGCACGCUCGUGCAGGAGCGACAGGAGCUAGGGGAGAGGGUCAUGAUCACACGGCUGGAUCUCUUCACUCGGUGGAAGAAGCGCUACUCCCACUUGAGCAUGCACGAUGCGAUCAAGGAGCAGAACCUGGCGCUGCUGCGAGAGCACCUGCUGCAGACGGUCAGCCCCCAUUUCCCCCUCUCUUCCGCGCUAUCUGCGCAAUACUCCCUCAAAAGCGCCUCCUCCGCGCGCGCCAGGGGGAAGGGGGACGGGGAGGCGGACCCGCGCGAGCGCCCGGAGCCGGUGGAAGCGGAGAUAGUGGAAGAAGACGAGUGGGACCAGUGGCGCGGAAGGGGGAGGGCGGGCGGAAGCGGAACGCGCGGGGCGCAGGGGGGGUUUAGUUCAGACGAGCGGGAGAUGCUGCGCAGAUUGGGCGCGGAGGAGCUUCCCCCCGGGUGGGACUCCGCGGACGUGUAUCUGCUAGAGGAGAACGUGUGGGCUAGCAAGCCCUUCUGGUGCCAGCCGUGGACGAUAGUGCUGACGGGAGCCAUGGUGGUGGGGAUGUCAUGGGUCGUGCUGCACUUCAUCUUCGUCACGCUCCUCGUCGCCGCUGCCAUCGGCGUCUGGUGGCUCACCUUCCUCGUCGCUUACCCCGCUGCUUACAAAGAAAUGGUGCAAGAGGAGAGGAGGAGGAGGGGACUGUAA
Molecule: messenger RNA, 1137 nt
Organism: Closterium sp. Yama58-4
Lineage: Eukaryota; Viridiplantae; Streptophyta; Zygnematophyceae; Desmidiales; Closteriaceae
Source: the annotation of a GenBank genome assembly